GGGAGGAGGAGCCGGCAGCUGGGAUUUGUCCAGGGUGUCAGCUGAAAAGGUUCAGAGUGAGGUGGCUUCUUGGUGGAGCCUGAGUGUCCAGCAAUGGCUCUGGGGCUGGUGAGUUUGUUGCAGGGGAUAGCAGCGAUGGUGAGCAGCGUGUGGACAGUUUUGCCGCUGGCGCUGGCAGUGGCCCUCAGCACCUGGCUGUGGUUUCAGAGGAGCAAGAAUCAGGAGCCGCUGGAGAACUCAGAGGGAGCCGGGCCACAGAGCACUUCCCCGGAGGGCAGUGACCGCAGCCUGGGGGAGAGCAGCCCUGAGGACAGAGAGACAGACGGCUCUCAGCAGGACCCUGCUGAUAAAAUUACAGAUUCUGAAAGUGACAAUAUGCCAGUGAUCAAGACGACAGAAUUGAGAGUUAGUACUCAGCAGCCUCCAGUUGAACAAAAAACAGUGGCUUUGGGAGCUCCAGAUAUUUCUGAUGCGGUGGUAAAGAUUCGUAAAGAGUGUGCACAGGACCAAAAUCUGUCAAAUAAGCAGGAUCCAGCUGAUUCCAGACAAAAGAAUAUUUGUGAGAGCAACCAGACACAAAGUAACUCAAUGGCUCAGGCAACCAGUAUUGGGCAGGUUACUGUUCAUAAUACAAGCAUGGCUGAAGACUGUAACUUCAGCAAAGAGGAGAUUUAUGUUUGUGAAACGAAGUCUGCUGACAAAAUUGCAAAGGUGGAUGAAAAAACUGAUUGUAAAGACGAAGCUUCUGAUCAAAUGUUGAAAUUAGAUAAAAUGAACAGAACAGCUUAUCUAAAGGAAGCAACUGAUACUAAUAUCAGUGAAAAUAACAUUGACAUGAGAGAUGAGUUGGAAUGUCUUAAAACUGAAAAGGAAAGAGAAGAUAAGAGAAAAUUCUUUCAAGAGCAUGUUAAUGCUGAGUCAGAAAGAAUGAGUACAAGUUCAGAGCCUGAAAACGUGACGAGGAAAGUUGCUGCAGUGUCUCCUUUACCUCUCAACAAUGUCUCUGUGAACUUUAAUGUUCACUAUAUUACUUACUUACACUCUCAGAUCCUUGCAGUGACCGGAAACCAUGAGUGUCUGGGGCAAUGGGAGAGAUAUGUGCCAUUGAAACCAGUCAAAGAUGGAUUCUGGUCCAAUUCCAUUCUGCUCCCAAUGAAUUCCAAGAUUGAGUGGAAAUAUGUGGUGGUGGAAGAUGGAAAGAUCUGUAGGUGGGAGGAAUGUUUCAAUAGGAUUCUGGAGACUGGUCAUGAAGACUUUGAAAUAUAUCAAUGCUGGGGUUACCAUUAAAUCCCAUACAAAAGUUGGAGUAACGUAAUAUUCAAGAGUGAGUGGUUAGUAAUGUGGAAUGAUGGAGUUCAAGUUUGAGAUUUUGUGUUCACUUCACUGCUUUCAAAGAGGAACUGUACAUCAGUGAUUUAUGUAAUGUUUUCACUGGAAGCUAACUAUUUCUUUAAAAAAGCUUUUUCUUCUUUGUC
This is a messenger RNA of Chiloscyllium plagiosum (whitespotted bambooshark), 1475 nucleotides long. It is a transcript of the gene stbd1, whose product is annotated as starch binding domain 1. Gene Ontology annotation, cellular component: membrane. Lineage: Eukaryota; Metazoa; Chordata; Chondrichthyes; Orectolobiformes; Hemiscylliidae. Gene Ontology annotation, molecular function: starch binding. The record is from RefSeq and is a predicted model, not a curated record.